UCCGCUGCUGUGUGUCACAGUGUGAUGCAGCCAGUGAAGUGUGGGCAUGUCUGCGGGCUGGAGGCCGCUGUUUCGCUCCGGGUUUCUCGGCGGGUUUGUUUGGGGUGCUGCUGUCUCGACUGCAUCAUGUGCCACAGCGCUGCGUCUUUAUCAGCGCACAGACUGCGCUCAGUUUCCAGAGGAGGACGGCAGUGAAGCACUGGAAGAUCGAGAGCUUUGUCGAUAUGGCCUGCCAUUGACAGGUGCAGAAAUUCGAUAUUACUCAAACCACACGUUAUCCUAUGAUCAGACCAAAAGAAUACCGAGGUGGGUGUUGGAACACAUCUCCCAUGAAAAGUUGUUUGGAAAGGCUGAUCGGAAGCACUGCAGGUUUAAGCCUGAUCCCCAUGUCCCUCUUCUCUUCACGGCUGUGAAUGAGGACUACCUGGGGAGCGGCUGGUCUCGGGGGCACAUGGCUCCAGCCGGGGACAACAAGUGCUCAGGGCAAUCGAUGGCAGAAACAUUUUACCUGUCUAACAUCGUGCCACAAAACUUUGAAAACAAUGCAGGAUUCUGGAACAGGCUGGAAAUGUACUGCCGGGAGCUGACAGAGAGGUUUGACAAUGUGUGGAUCAUUUCAGGACCUUUGACCUUGCCAGAAGUGGGGAGUGAUGGGAAGAAAGCAGUCACCUACCAGGUGAUUGGGAAAGGUAAUGUGGCAGUACCCACACACCUUUACAAAGUCAUUCUGGCACAAAGGAGUGACACUUCUUCUGAGCCCUUAGCACUGGGGGGCUUUGUGGUGCCCAACAAACCAAUAGGCUUUGACCGUCCACUGACAGAGUUCCAGGUGAGUCUUGUAGACCUGGAGAAGAUGAGUGGGCUGAGCUUCUUCCCCCUACUAGAUAAGACCCAACCAGUCCAGAACAUCUGCGAAGCAGACACCUGCAAGCUGAUGGGCUUCAAGGAGUUCACUCUCUAUAUAACCAGCCGCAAGGUGAGCAGCGCCAGGACUCUGCCCAAGCUGGAGAAAGCCAUGUCUGAGCUGAAGGGGCUGGCCAUUGAACCGGAUGCUUAUCUCCUCAGUCUGUACGAAACUAAGAAGAAGGAGCUGGCGGGUGCCGGGAGCCGGGAAGACAAGUCUGGAUGAUUAGCAAAGCUGGACACUGCAGAAGGGCACAAGCUGUCAGCACAUGAAUUCUGAACUGCAAGGGUCUGAGUGUUGAUUCUGUAGAGCACAUUUUAUUGUUAAUGUUUUUUUUUUUAAUUUGUGUCCAGUCCAGAGACAGUCUGCAGUUCUCAAACUUCUCUUUUAUUAAAGGCUAAGUUAUGCCCAA
Polyodon spathula (Mississippi paddlefish) is the source of this 1316-nucleotide messenger RNA. Its product is annotated as nuclease EXOG, mitochondrial-like. Gene Ontology annotation, cellular component: nucleus; mitochondrial inner membrane. The coding region runs from base 47 to 1129 and encodes 360 amino acids. Lineage: Eukaryota; Metazoa; Chordata; Actinopteri; Acipenseriformes; Polyodontidae. Gene Ontology annotation, molecular function: RNA endonuclease activity; metal ion binding; nucleic acid binding. The transcript has 6 exons. Gene Ontology annotation, biological process: apoptotic DNA fragmentation. The record is from RefSeq and is a predicted model, not a curated record.